AAAAGUUUCGGGUUGAUUAAUCGAGGGUACAAAUGGAUGCGUCCUUCCAUUAUAUAUAUCAGCAACCGGCUCAGGCUCUCCGCCGCGAGGAUUAGGGUUCUUUCAUUGUAGCAGUCUAGCGCAGCCUCCUCCUUCAGCUUCCACUGCAACCAUGUCCGGAAGAAAGAAGACUAGGGAGCCCAAGGAGGAGAAUGUGACACUUGGGCCAACAGUCCGAGAGGGAGAGCAAGUUUUCGGAGUUGCCCACAUUUUUGCAUCUUUCAAUGAUACUUUUAUUCAUGUUACUGAUCUUUCUGGGAGGGAAACCUUAGUCCGUAUCACAGGUGGUAUGAAGGUUAAAGCUGAUCGGGAUGAAUCAUCUCCAUAUGCAGCUAUGCUUGCGGCGCAAGAUGUUGCACAACGAUGCAAGGAGCUUGGAAUCACUGCUCUGCAUAUUAAGCUGCGAGCUACUGGGGGGAACAAAACAAAAACACCCGGCCCUGGUGCUCAGUCUGCUCUUAGGGCACUUGCUCGCGCUGGAAUGAAAAUUGGACGUAUUGAGGAUGUUACACCAAUUCCGACGGAUAGCACACGAAGAAAGGGUGGAAGAAGGGGAAGAAGGCUGUAACUUGUUUACCAACUUGCAAUGUGUUUUCUGCCAGCGUAUCCUAGUUACUUAUUUCGGUUGUUGAAAACAAUUUAAGAAUCAAAACUGUUAUAUUUUGUUGCACAAUUUUCUGUUCAACUUAGACAUGAUUCCUAUGAGUUGAUUUUGAGGAUUAAAAUUUGGUUGCUCUCUAA
Zingiber officinale is the source of this 780-nucleotide messenger RNA. RefSeq names its product 40S ribosomal protein S14. Bases 152 to 607 code for a protein of 151 amino acids. The record is from RefSeq and is a predicted model, not a curated record. NCBI's taxonomy places the organism in Eukaryota, Viridiplantae, Streptophyta, Magnoliopsida, Zingiberales, Zingiberaceae. The transcript is spliced from 6 exons. Gene Ontology annotation, molecular function: mRNA 5'-UTR binding; structural constituent of ribosome; small ribosomal subunit rRNA binding. Gene Ontology annotation, biological process: maturation of SSU-rRNA from tricistronic rRNA transcript (SSU-rRNA, 5.8S rRNA, LSU-rRNA); translation; ribosomal small subunit assembly. Gene Ontology annotation, cellular component: ribosome; cytosolic small ribosomal subunit.